AUGCAAAACCAUUCAGGCAUCACAUUAUUCAUCCUGCGGGGACUGACUGAUGACCCUCAACUGCAAGUUCUGCUUUUUAUCUUUCUGUUUCUUACUUAUAUGUUGAGUGUUACUGGAAAUCUGACCAUUAUCACCCUUACCUUGGUGGAUCCCCACCUAAAGACUCCCAUGUACUUUUUCCUUCGAAAUUUUUCCUUUUUAGAAGUUUCAUUCACAAGUGCCUGUAUUCCUAGAUAUCUUUACAGUAUGUCAACUGGAAACAAUAAUGUGACCUACAACGCAUGUGCCACUCAAGUGUUUUUUAUCACUUUUUUGGGUUCAACAGAACUUUUCCUUUUGUCCACCAUGUCUUACGACCGCUAUGUGGCCAUCUGCAAACCCCUGCAUUACACAACCAUCAUGAGCAGUAAAGUCUGUUACCAGCUCAUCCUGAGUUCUUUGCUGGGCUCACUGAUGCUCAUCCUCCCACCACUUAGCAUGGGCCUACAGCUUGAAUUCUGUAGUUCCAAUGUCAUUGAUCAUUUUGUCUGUGAUUCAUCCCCAGUUCUGAAGAUCUCGUGCUCUGAUACAACUUUCAUAAAAAAGGUAAUUGUGACAUUUGCAGUGCUAUUACUUAUGACUACAUUAGUUUUAGUGGUUCUCUCUUAUGCCUACAUUGUCAGGACUAUUCUGAAAUUCCCCUCUGCCAAGCAAAGGAAAAAGGCUUUUUCCACUUGUUCUUCUCACAUGAUUGUAGUCUCCAUGACUUAUGGCACCUGCAUUUUUGUCUAUGUUAAGCCACCUGGGAAGGAAGAACUGGCUUUGGAAAAGGCGGUUUCAGUGCUUGUGACUUCGGUUGCCCCUGUGAUGAACCCCUUUAUUUAUGCCCUGAGGAACAAGCAAGUCAUACAAGCUUUUAAGGACUUUGUCAAAAGAAUCGUAUUUGUCAUCAAGCUAUAG
Molecule: messenger RNA, 939 nt
Organism: Antechinus flavipes (yellow-footed antechinus)
Lineage: Eukaryota; Metazoa; Chordata; Mammalia; Dasyuromorphia; Dasyuridae
Product: olfactory receptor 6C2-like
Exons: 1
Coding region: 1-939 (312 amino acids)
Biological process (GO): G protein-coupled receptor signaling pathway
Cellular component (GO): membrane
Molecular function (GO): olfactory receptor activity; G protein-coupled receptor activity
Source: RefSeq, a predicted model, not a curated record